Molecule: messenger RNA, 612 nt
Organism: Diaporthe amygdali
Lineage: Eukaryota; Fungi; Ascomycota; Sordariomycetes; Diaporthales; Diaporthaceae
Exons: 4
Coding region: 1-612 (203 amino acids)
Biological process (GO): peptidyl-arginine methylation
Molecular function (GO): protein-arginine omega-N monomethyltransferase activity
Source: RefSeq, a predicted model, not a curated record
AUGGCACCCAAUGUCGGCGGCAAGGUCUACAUCGUCGAGCAUCUUGAUCCAGAGCUUGGCCCCUGGUCUGAGCUGGAGUACAUUGCCAUCGCUGAGGAGUCUCAGGAAGCGGGAAGCAGCUUCACCCUCUCGUCUCUGCCGGACGGCUUCAAGGUUCCCGAGUCUCUAAAGGCCAUCUCGACCUUCAAAGCCACCCAAAAUAGCGUCGAGAAUAUCUACGCUGCGACCAAGAACACAGUUUGCCUUCUUGACCCCGCAGCAGAGAAGGAUCUGUCGCCUGAGGAUGCUGAAGAGUUUGGCACGUUCCUGUUUGGUGGAAUUCUAGAUCGGACCUCCGAGUUGAGGAAGAAAGGCUUCCCGGGACGACGACUUGGCCCCGUCCAGAUGACCACCGACACGGCUGUGCGGGUGACACGAACGGUGAUCCAGCAACAGAUCCCGCUAAAGGACAUUCCCUACGUUGACCACCCUGACUUAAAAAUUAACGAGCAUGAGAGCACCGAGAUGCCAUUCCGUUACGUCAAGGGAGAAGACGGCCAGCCUGUCAUGCCCAAGGGCAUGAGGGAGUUGAUCGGGAAGGACGCCGACAAGGCUAUAGAUGACCUGUUUUAG